Messenger RNA from Desarmillaria tabescens, 334 nucleotides. Its product is annotated as zinc knuckle-domain-containing protein. Gene Ontology annotation, molecular function: zinc ion binding; nucleic acid binding. The coding region runs from base 24 to 329 and encodes 101 amino acids. Lineage: Eukaryota; Fungi; Basidiomycota; Agaricomycetes; Agaricales; Physalacriaceae. The record is from RefSeq and is a predicted model, not a curated record. The transcript has a single exon.
AACUGUGUCCUUAACGAACCAUCAUGUCGAAAUACGCUCCGCACCAUCGCUCAAGCAACAACCCUACAGCGACCUCAUCUACUGUAUGCCAAAAGUGCUUGGGGACGGGUCAUUUCACUUAUCAGUGCAAGAAUACCCGCCCGUACGUGUCGCGGCCUUCAAGGACGCAACAAUUGGAGAACCCCCGUGUACUGGCAAAGUUGAAGGCGGAGGGAAAGCCCUCGGUGGAGGUGCCGGAAGAAUUCAAGAAUCCGUUAGUGGUCGAUUCUUUCUUCUUCUGUGGGGUGUGGAAGCUGACGGGCUAUGAGCAGGAAAGGCACUGCCAAUAAGAUAU